AUGAAUAUCACAAACGAUACCAAUGGGACAGAAUCUUCAGAGCUUGAUGAAAAUGAUGAGAGUUUGGCUUAUCAAACCGGGUUGGCAGUGAUUCUCUUCGUUGUCACACUCGCUACUACUUUAUCCAACGCAUUUGUCAUUGCAACGAUUUAUCAGUCUAAGAAACUGCACACUCCAGCAAACUUUCUCAUAGCGUCUCUAGCUGUCACCGACCUCUUGGUGUCCAUUUUGGUGAUGCCAAUAUGCGUCCUGUACACGGUGAGUCACACCUGGACUUUGGGACAAGUUACAUGUGACAUUUGGUUAUCCUCAGAUAUAACAUGUUGCACUGCUUCUAUCCUUCACUUAUGCGUAAUCGCUUUGGAUCGAUACUGGGCAAUAACAGACGCCGUUGAGUACUCCAAAAAGCGCACGCCAGCGCGCGCUGCGGGAAUGAUCGUGACCGCCUGGGUCAUCGCUAUCUCCAUCUCCCUGCCCCCGCUUUUCUGGCGCCAGGUGAAAGCGGAGGAGUUAACUGAAUGCAAUGUCAAUACGGAUCACAUUUUCUACACUAUUUACUCCACGUUUGGAGCAUUCUACAUCCCUACUCUGCUGCUUAUUGUGCUUUAUGGAAGGAUAUACUUAGAAGCACGUAAGAUCAUUUUGAAACAGUCACCCAGAAAGGUAGGGAAAAGACUCACUUCAGCGCACCUGAUCACCAACUCCCCUGGAUCUGUGGCAUCGACAUCAUCUUCUCAGUGUAAAAUACACGAUACCCACUUCAGUGACACGGGGUCCUUGGCAAGUAAGAACCAUGUGAAAGUAACCGUGUCCGACGCACUUUUGGAGAAGAAAAAGAUCUCAGCUGCUAGAGAGAGGAAAGCGACCAAAACAUUGGGAAUAAUAUUAGGCGCAUACAUUAUAUGCUGGUUGCCCUUUUUCAUAUACACCCUGGUGGUGGCCGCCUGUGAAACUUGUUUUUACCCCGAGAUGUUUGACUUUUUCACCUGGCUUGGUUAUCUCAACUCGUUAAUCAAUCCAAUUAUAUAUACCAUGUCCAAUGAUGACUUUAAAAAAGCUUUCCAUAAACUCUUACGCUUCAGAUUUUGCAUAUCCUGAACAUAUGUCUUCCAUGUCCUAUUUUGUUUGCAUUAUUGCUCUAUACAAUACAGCAUACAAUACAGAUACCCCUGUGUGGUGUUAUAUGUGUAAAUGCAUUCAUAUGAUGCAAUUUAGGGCACGAUAAAC
Messenger RNA from Oncorhynchus gorbuscha (pink salmon), 1227 nucleotides. Its product is annotated as 5-hydroxytryptamine receptor 1B-like. The transcript has a single exon. Lineage: Eukaryota; Metazoa; Chordata; Actinopteri; Salmoniformes; Salmonidae. The record is from RefSeq and is a predicted model, not a curated record. Gene Ontology annotation, cellular component: plasma membrane. Gene Ontology annotation, biological process: adenylate cyclase-activating adrenergic receptor signaling pathway; regulation of behavior; chemical synaptic transmission. Gene Ontology annotation, molecular function: G protein-coupled serotonin receptor activity. The coding region runs from base 1 to 1098 and encodes 365 amino acids.